AUGACAAAACCGUGCACUUUGUUUUCUUUAAUAAAAUCUCUGUGGUUACGUACCACUGGACAACCGGGAUGGUGUAACUGCAUUAUCUGCCGGGAUGAGAUGCUGAAUCAGCCGGAUCCGCUCGGAUUCUCAGAGGAUGCUCGGAAGUUCCAGAAAAAACUACGCAAAAUGCCUAAGGCAUACAAGUGCAAACCUUGCAUGCUUAGUGAGGACCACUUUGAAGAAGAUGGGGAACCUUGCUGCGCUGCAAAUCCUCGAGAUCAUCGAAGUUCUCCUCCGGUUAGGAGUGAACCGGCACACAAUGCAUCAACUCCACGUGCGAAGGGAACGAAGACAGUUAGCUUCUCGAUUCCGUUGGAACGACAUCAUCCAGUGUCAGAGAAAUCUCACCAAAACGCGAAUCACUCCCCUCGAGACUCUGCUCUAACAAACUGCUCCGAUGGUUACACCUAUAUCCACGAUAGCAAAAUGGUAGAAGAAACAGAAGAAAAACGGGAAACAGAACAAAAGAAGAAUGAAAAUGCUACGAGACCCAUUCUAAGUAGAUUGGAAACGAUUAUUGGAACAUCAACAUCAUCUUCACAGCGUUUCCCAGAGAUUGGCCAAGAAUUACCAUAUUACGAUGAAACGGAAUAUUCUUUGUAUGAAGCCAAGCCGCCGCUAAAGUUCCCCAUACCAGCCAGUCAACUUUAUCACGAUGAUGACAGCAUGCGUAGUUACGGCACUAUUACCAGCCAGGAGAUCCUGGAUGCAUUUGAGAAGGCAAGCGAGGAACUAACAGUUGGGUCCCUUUCAUGCCUUGGGAAUCCGCGUCCCUCCUGCUUCGAUGAUAGUUAUUUAUAUACGGACCUUGUACAUUUAUCUUCAGUGAACAGUACGUAUGUAUAG
Necator americanus (New World hookworm) is the source of this 888-nucleotide messenger RNA. RefSeq lists its product as uncharacterized. The transcript is spliced from 12 exons. NCBI's taxonomy places the organism in Eukaryota, Metazoa, Nematoda, Chromadorea, Rhabditida, Ancylostomatidae. The record is from RefSeq and is a predicted model, not a curated record. Bases 1 to 888 code for a protein of 295 amino acids.